AUGCGCAUUCGUCUGGACCCUCCAAUUGAAGACCUUGCUUUUCGAUUUAAAAUUUCUGCUAGCCAUGCAUCAAAAAUAUGUACAACCUUUUUUGUGUUGUUGGCACGACAGCUGGAGCCACUCAUUUAUUGGCCAACACCAGAAGAAACUCUAGCAUUCAAGCACCCCCACUUUUCUGGGGACUAUAACAAGUUUGAAGGCAUUGGUGAUUGCACUGAACAAGUUAUUCAAAAGCCUGCAAAUUCCAAGGCUCAGUACCAAACAUACAGCACAUAUAAGAGCAGAAAUACCCAAAAGAAAUUAAUAUUCUGUACAAAAGGAGGAUCAAUUAGUUUUGUGUCAAGGUCCUAUUCUGGCUCUGCUUCAGAUCGUUUUAUCACAGAAGACUCCAAUGUUGUGCAGAAAUUUCAUCCUGGGUUUAUUGCUAUGUUUGACAAGGGUUACACAGUUCAGGAUAUAUUUCUUCCCAGGCAAGUUAAAGUUAAAGUGCCACCCUUCGUUCGAAGCAAAAGACAGUUUACACCCUCAGAAAUAUCUGAAUGUAAACGAAUUGCAAGAGCAAGAAUUCACAUUGAGCGUGUUAUGGGAAGACUGAAAUUUAGACUACUGGAUCAUACUUUACCUCUAACCUUGUUAGAUAUAAUUGAUGAGGUCUGGUUAAUUGCAGCUGCUAUUACCAAUUUGCAGCCACCACUUGUAAAAGGACAGCCUCGUGACUAG
Messenger RNA from Rhopilema esculentum, 720 nucleotides. Lineage: Eukaryota; Metazoa; Cnidaria; Scyphozoa; Rhizostomeae; Rhizostomatidae. The record is from RefSeq and is a predicted model, not a curated record.